AUGGCCGACGUAGAUAUGACAGAUGCCCCUAGCAACACUGUUGCUGCACCCAAGCGGAAGGGUGGUGACGUCGAUGCCAAGAAUGACGGGAAGAAGAGAUUCGAGGUAAAGAAGUGGAAUGCGGUCGCGUUGUGGGCCUGGGACAUCGUCGUCGACAACUGUGCCAUCUGUCGAAAUCACAUUAUGGAUUUGUGCAUAGAGUGCCAAGCCAACCAGGCAUCUGCUACCAGUGAAGAGUGCACUGUUGCUUGGGGUAUUUGCAACCACGCGUUCCAUUUCCACUGCAUCUCGAGAUGGCUGAAAGCUCGACAUGUCUGCCCGCUUGACAACAGAGAUUGGGAAUUCCAGAAGUAUGGUCGAUAA
Messenger RNA from Xylaria bambusicola, 363 nucleotides. RefSeq names its product RING/U-box. The coding region runs from base 1 to 363 and encodes 120 amino acids. Gene Ontology annotation, cellular component: cullin-RING ubiquitin ligase complex; nucleus. The transcript has 3 exons. The record is from RefSeq and is a predicted model, not a curated record. Gene Ontology annotation, molecular function: ubiquitin protein ligase activity; cullin family protein binding; zinc ion binding. Gene Ontology annotation, biological process: ubiquitin-dependent protein catabolic process; protein ubiquitination. Lineage: Eukaryota; Fungi; Ascomycota; Sordariomycetes; Xylariales; Xylariaceae.